Molecule: messenger RNA, 5539 nt
Organism: Apodemus sylvaticus (European woodmouse)
Lineage: Eukaryota; Metazoa; Chordata; Mammalia; Rodentia; Muridae
Gene: Acvr2a
Product: activin A receptor type 2A
Exons: 11
Coding region: 601-2142 (513 amino acids)
Biological process (GO): protein phosphorylation; activin receptor signaling pathway; cellular response to growth factor stimulus
Cellular component (GO): activin receptor complex; plasma membrane
Molecular function (GO): ATP binding; activin binding; activin receptor activity
Source: RefSeq, a predicted model, not a curated record
AAACGCGGCCGAGCCGGGAGCCGGGAGCCGGAGCCACUGCCUGGACCAGAACUUGGCCGCCGCCUGCGCCGCUGUCUCCCGUCGCCGUCUCUCGCGACCGCCUCUCACCGCCACCGCCGCAAGCUCGGCUACCGCGCUCCGCGGACUUUGGGUGUCCGGGUUGAAGGUCGGUCCGGACGUCGGAGCAGCUCGGCUCCCGGACCGUCCGGGCGGCAGCGGGCGCCGCAGCCGCCGCCGCCUCGUCGCCCCAGCCAGGCGUUUUGUUCGCUGAGACGCGAGAGGCGAGCGGAGCUGACAGUGAUUUUGACAGUGAUUCCAACCCGCUUUUGUUGUUGUUGGCUUUUCGUUGUUUGGUUUUGUGUGUUGUGCGUGUAUGUGGCGGUUUUCCCCCCGUGGUACAUUUUUUUAAAUUGUUGUGCCUUUUUUUUUCCUUUUUUUCAACCCUGUGAACGUUUUUGCUUCCCCCUCCCCCCCGCCUCGGGGCUUCCGAAUAUGUUUUAUGACGGUUGAUUUUACACCAGGAGGUUUGUCUCCGAGGAAGACCCAGGGAACUGGAUAUCUAGCGAGAACUUCCUACGGCUUCUCCGGCGCCUCGGGAAAAUGGGAGCUGCUGCAAAGUUGGCGUUCGCCGUCUUUCUUAUCUCUUGCUCUUCAGGUGCUAUACUUGGCAGAUCAGAAACUCAGGAGUGUCUUUUCUUUAAUGCUAAUUGGGAAAGAGACAGAACCAACCAGACUGGUGUUGAGCCUUGCUAUGGUGAUAAAGAUAAACGGCGGCAUUGUUUUGCUACCUGGAAGAAUAUUUCUGGUUCCAUUGAAAUAGUGAAGCAAGGUUGUUGGCUGGAUGAUAUCAACUGCUACGACAGGACUGAUUGUAUAGAAAAAAAAGACAGCCCUGAAGUGUACUUUUGUUGCUGUGAGGGCAAUAUGUGUAAUGAAAAGUUCUCUUAUUUUCCGGAGAUGGAAGUCACACAGCCUACUUCAAAUCCUGUCACACCGAAGCCACCCUAUUACAACAUCCUGCUAUAUUCCUUGGUACCACUUAUGUUAAUUGCCGGGAUUGUCAUUUGUGCAUUUUGGGUGUAUAGACAUCACAAGAUGGCCUACCCUCCUGUACUUGUUCCUACUCAAGACCCAGGCCCACCUCCACCCUCCCCAUUACUAGGGUUGAAGCCACUGCAGCUGUUAGAAGUGAAAGCAAGGGGAAGGUUUGGUUGUGUCUGGAAAGCCCAGCUGCUCAAUGAAUAUGUGGCUGUCAAAAUAUUUCCGAUACAGGACAAACAGUCCUGGCAGAAUGAAUAUGAAGUCUAUAGUCUACCUGGCAUGAAGCAUGAGAACAUAUUACAGUUCAUUGGUGCAGAGAAACGAGGCACCAGUGUUGAUGUGGACUUGUGGCUGAUCACAGCAUUUCAUGAAAAGGGCUCACUGUCAGACUUUCUUAAGGCUAAUGUGGUCUCUUGGAAUGAACUUUGUCAUAUUGCAGAAACCAUGGCUAGAGGAUUGGCAUAUUUACAUGAGGAUAUACCUGGCUUAAAAGAUGGCCACAAGCCUGCAAUAUCUCACAGGGACAUCAAAAGUAAAAAUGUGCUGUUGAAAAACAAUCUUACAGCUUGCAUUGCUGACUUUGGGUUGGCCUUAAAGUUUGAGGCUGGCAAGUCUGCAGGUGAUACCCAUGGGCAGGUUGGUACGCGGAGGUACAUGGCUCCAGAGGUGUUAGAGGGUGCUAUAAACUUCCAAAGGGACGCGUUUCUGAGGAUAGACAUGUAUGCCAUGGGGUUAGUCCUCUGGGAACUAGCUUCUCGUUGCACUGCUGCAGAUGGACCCGUAGAUGAGUACAUGUUGCCAUUUGAGGAGGAAAUCGGCCAGCACCCAUCUCUUGAAGAUAUGCAGGAAGUUGUUGUGCAUAAAAAAAAGAGGCCUGUUUUAAGAGAUUAUUGGCAGAAACAUGCAGGAAUGGCAAUGCUCUGUGAAACGAUAGAAGAAUGUUGGGAUCAUGAUGCAGAAGCCAGGCUAUCAGCUGGAUGUGUAGGUGAAAGAAUCACUCAGAUGCAAAGACUAACAAAUAUUAUUACUACAGAGGACAUUGUAACAGUGGUCACAAUGGUGACAAAUGUUGACUUUCCUCCCAAAGAAUCUAGUCUAUGAUGGUUGCACCAUCUGUACACACUGAGAAUUGGGACUCUGAACUGGAGCUGCUAAGCUAAGAGAAGUGCUUAGUUUAUUUUCUGUGUGAAAUGAGUAGGAUGCCUCCGGGACAUGCACGCAAGCAGCCCCUGUGGAAAGCGUGGAUCUGGGAGACUUUCUGCAUCGUCGGCAGCACAGAUGUGAAGGGGAGUCGAAGGGAAAAGCUGCAAACUGUAACGAGCUUCUGAAAAUGUACUCCAAGAGGGUGGCCUCUCCAAAUCAUGGGCCUUUUGGACCUGGCUAAUCAAGUAUUUGGAAACUGACAUCAGAUUUCUUCAUGUCUGUCAGAAGACACUAAUUCCUUAAAUGAACUACUGCUAUUUUUUUUAAAUCAAAAACUUUUCAUUUCAGAUUUUAAAAAGGGUAACUUUUUAUUGCAUUUGCUGUUGUUUCUAUAAAUGACUAUUGUAAUGCCAACAUGACACAGCUUGUGAAUGUGUAGUGUGCUGCUGUUCUGUGUACAUAGUCAUCAAAGUGGGGUACAGUAAAGAGGCUUCCAAGCAUUACUUUAACCUCCCUCAACAAGGUAUACCUCAGUUCCACGGUUGCUAAAUUAUAAAAUUGAAAACACUAACAGAAUUUGAAUAAAUCAGUCCAUGUUUUAUAACAAGGUAUUACAAAUUCACUGUGUUAUUUAAGAAAAAAUGGUAAGCUAUGCUUAGUGCCAAUAGUAAGUGGCUAUUUGUAAAGCAGUGUUUUAGCUUUUCUUCUACUGGCUUGUAAUUUAGGGAAAACAAAGUGCUGUUUUUGAAAUGGAAAAAAAAAUAUGGUGUUUCCCCCGCCCCCCCUCCUUAUAUCCAGGUCCCAAAAUAUUGCAUACUUAAGUAGUACUUUUUUCUUUAUGGUGUGCUGUGUUUGGGAAAUAUUUGAAAACAUAAAGCAUGAUUUAAAAAUUUUUAAAUGAGCUGUGACACUGGAAAGUUCUUCAUUUUUCUUUUAAAAUAGAUUUUUUUCCUAUUUAUAUAUGUAAAAUGGUGGUGUAUUUCUUCUUUUCACCAAACAGUGUGUGAGAUAUUCUUAUCACUGUUUUAUGAUCACCUCAGGAAGUGUCAUUACUCAGAAUUCUUCACUCUGCUUCUAGACUUGUAACUUUAUCACUGUAUUGCGUGGUGCCAUCUUGUCAGAGUAAUAUUUGAUGUCUGUGAUAUGGAGAGAAUUAUCUUAGGAUAAGGAUAGUGACCUUUAAGCACAGAUUUCAGAUAUUACUGCUUUAAAAACAAAUCAGGGAUAACAAGUUGAACUUAUAAUAUGCAAUGAUAUUAAGAGGUAACCAGUGCUGGUCUAAGGAACACAGCCCGGCCUCCUCCCCAAAUUACUUUUACAGCUAAUUCCAGAUAGUUCAUGCCUUAUCCUUGCGAAGAAAAUGGAAUUGAUGGCAAGUAGGUACCAGAGUGCUUUUAAAAACAAUAUUACGUUAGAAUAUAAUUGAAUCUUUCCUCAAGCUUACAGGCCCAAGUAAAAAAUUAAUUCCCUGAAUUUUUAAUUACCAACAAAUAGCCAGUAUUAUGUUAUAUACAUUUUUGUUAAGUCACUUUAACAUCCAUACAUUAACUUUAUAAAGUUUUACGUUACUGUCAGGAGCUCACUGUGAAUGUGUUAUCUUCAGAUGAUUAAGACAUCAGACACUACAUUUUACAUAUAAUGUGCACUAAUCUCUGGGAAGAAUAAUUACAAACAAUGCAUAGGUCAACAGACUUUGAGCGGGAAGAUGAUAGCAUUCUUGUCUGUAUGCCACACACCAUAGAGAACUGUGAGUUGUCUAUGUACCCAAGGUCUCACUGUAUUCCUGAGAUUGCCAAGUUCAGUGCUCACUGUUUUGAUUUCUACAUAUUUGGCCCCUCAAAUUCUUGAUUAUCAAGGAAAAUCAUAAGAAAAUAUGCAUACAAGAAAAUUAUUCCUCUCCAUAAGCAAACUGCUACUGGUUGUAAACAUCCAACCUCCUUUAAAAACUGAUAAAUGAGGGAUACUAUGACUGUUUGGCUUAGGAAAGCACUACAGAUAAAUUUUACCAAGAUAAAAUGCUUUGUCUUCAUGCUAGAAUUUUUUUUUAAAAGAAAUCUUGGGUAUUAUAUGUAAAUUUAGCUUAUCAAUUUUAAAACUUGUAUUCUCUUAAGAACUACAUUAACAGAAAGCCUUUUUUAUAAGCAGUAACAUUAAGAAUGUUCCAGUGACUACCUGUCCUUAUACCUAGUCUUGUUAAAACUUUCUUUUGCAGGGCAUUUUAGUGUUUGGUUUACAGUAAGUGCAGAGUGGGCAGAUAAAAAGAUUGAGUUAAGGACACUGAAAAUGAAAGAUCAAAGAAUGAAAAUCAUUUUUCUUAGGGAGAUGGCAAACUUGGACCCCUGUAUAUCUUCAUGUGUAUGGUGCUCAUGAUGUCUUGUACUUUGCCUUUCUGAUACCCACCAGAACUGCUGCUUACUCUACCUUGCCCAAAUCUCCCAUGUGAGAAAUGCUUAUGAUCAACUGCCAUAGGACUGAUGGAGUAACCAGUGUUUGAAUUCAUUUGAAGUCUAUCUCUGCCCUGCACAGAUCUUGUAUGUACUUUAGAUGCUAGGAGUUUUAGCAUGUGAUUUGUGACUCUUGUUUGGAUGUUUUAUUACAGGUACCUUGUGAAUUCCAGAACAGAGACUGUGCCUCACAAUUAUUGGUCCCAUGAACUUGCACUAUCUUUCAUGAUGAUAUUCUAAAAAUACAACCAGGAAAAACAAAAAACAACAAACACCUUUGGACUUAAAAACAGAAUCACGUAUCACAAAAUUAUGAAAACAUCGCUUCUGAUCCUUUUUCUUAUUCUUAAUAAUUAAGUCACAUUUAAGUAAAAUCCAAAUGGUUGGGAAACCCCCUCACCAGAUAGAUGGUAGUUUAAUGGAAUAGACUGAUUACUGUUUUUUAAAAAAAUGCUUCAUCAGAUAUUUUCCAGUUUCUCUUUUUUACUUUUUUGAAAAAUUACUUUUUAGGAAGAUUUGGUAUAAUGUGCAUAAAAUUAUUUACAAUUUAUGGACAAAGAUACAAGUAGCAUCUUGAUUAAACAUCAUUUACCUCAGAUAUUCAACCAGCAGUACGUUUUUUAUGCAGUCUCAACCCGUAUCUCCCUAUUUGUUACCUCUCAAAAUAUUGGUAAACAAUUAUUUUAGCUUUACUCUGUAUUUCUUGUCAGUGUUUUGGGCACAGGUUGUUGUACUACUGUCAUAUUGUACUUGCUAUUUUUUUUCCUGCAAGUAUUUAACAGAAAGCUAAAAAUGAAAAAAAAUCCCCAUAAAAUCCCACCUUGAAUAAGUGAUUGUUAAAUAUUGUACAAAUAAAAUGUAUGCUAUCCCCAUUCCAUCCCCAUGUUAAAUAAAAAAUGAAUAUGGUAUUA